Molecule: messenger RNA, 2079 nt
Organism: Rhinichthys klamathensis goyatoka
Lineage: Eukaryota; Metazoa; Chordata; Actinopteri; Cypriniformes; Leuciscidae
Gene: nt5dc3
Product: 5'-nucleotidase domain containing 3
Exons: 14
Coding region: 136-1860 (574 amino acids)
Molecular function (GO): 5'-nucleotidase activity
Source: RefSeq, a predicted model, not a curated record
AUAGACUUUUAUUAUGGAAAGCAGCCUGUAGCCGUGCAAACGGAAGUAUGCAUGUGUAUAUUUGAGGAUGUACAGUUGAACGCACUUGCCUGACACUAUCUAUCAUUCAGAAGGCAGCUCUGGUGCGGGGGAAAUAUGCCGACCUUGUCCUUGCCUCUUUCAAACCUGCUCAGAAAUAAAGAGAGUUUUAAGAGACUGAUCACGCACUUUAAGUAUCUGCACACUAGAAGCGGGACAUGGUCGGUCAACAGCAGCACUCUAUUGACCAGACGCUCCUGGGGACCGAUAUGUGCUCUCGUGUCCCGGAGGCAGGGUCCCCUGGGAAAACUGACAGCAGGGAACAUGUGCACCAGCUCCAGUGACGACAAGACCAGCUGGCUCUGGUCUGUUUACAAUGAAACCAAACAGCGAACGCAAGAUUUAAUUCCUGUGAUAUCAAGUAACUUUGUCAACCCAGACACCAUCUUUGCCAAUAAUCAGAUGAGUCUGCAGGACAUUGAGAUCUAUGGCUUUGACUAUGACUACACACUAGCUUUCUACUCCAGUCACCUUCACACACUCAUUUUCAACAUCGCCCGAGACAUCCUCAUCGAAGAGCACAGGUAUCCAGAGGGAUUGAGGGAAUAUGAUUACAUCCCUAAUUUUGUGAUUCGUGGUCUGCACUAUGAUGUCCAAAAGGCCUUACUGAUGAAGAUUGAUGCCUUUCAUUAUAUCCAGCUGGGUACUGUGUACAGGGGUCUUAAUCCUGUGCCAGAAAAGGAGGUCAUUGCUAUGUAUGAGGGUUCCCACGUACCCCUCGAGAUCAUGAGUGACUUCUAUGGCAAGAGCUCUCACGGUCACACCAUGAAGCAGUUCAUGGAUAUCUUCUCCCUGCCAGAAAUGACUCUGUUGUCGUGUGUUAAUGACUACUUCCUGAGGCACAACAUCGACUACGAGCCUGUUCAUCUUUAUAAAGACGUCAAGGAGGCCAUUGGAGAUGUCCAUGUCAGAGGGAUUAUGUAUCGAGCGGUAGAGGCUGAUAUCGAAAAGUACAUCUGUUACGGUGAACAGACACAUGCUGUUUUACAGAAGCUGUCUAAGAUUGGCAAGAAGAUGUUUUUGAUAACCAACAGCCCUUUUGAUUUUGUAGAUCGAGGCAUGAACUAUAUAGUUGGGAAAGACUGGCAGGACCUGUUUGAUGUUGUCAUAGUGCAGGCCGACAAGCCAGGCUUUUUCAACGACAGGAGGAAACCAUUCAGACGAGUCACUGAUAAAGGCGUGUUGUUAUGGGACAGAAUUCACCAACUUGAGAAAGGGCAGAUCUAUAAACAGGGAAACCUGUAUGAGUUUUUGCGGCUUACAGGAUGGAGGGGCUCAAAGGUUUUGUACUUUGGAGAUCACAUUUACAGUGACCUUGCCGACCUGACCCUGAAACACGGUUGGAGAACAGGAGCUAUCAUUCCUGAGUUGCGUAAGGAGAUCAAAAUCAUGAAUACUGAAGAAUACGUCCACACCAUGACCUGGCUGCAGGCCCUGACCGGGCUUCUGGAACAAAUGCAGGUGCACCAGGACCCUGCGUCACAAUCAGUGAUCCAGCAGUGGAUCAGUGAAAGAGAGGAUAUGAGGUUACGGACCAAAGACAUUUUCAACGGCAAGUUCGGGAGUCUUUUUCGCACGUACCACAACCCGACCUACUUCUCGCGCCGUCUCUCCCGCUUCGCCGACAUCUACAUGGCGUCCCUCAGCUGUCUGCUGAACUACGACCUCCAGCACACCUUCUACCCCCGACGCACACCCCUCCAGCACGAGUCUCCUAUCUGGCCCGAGCAGACCAGCUUCCAGAGCCACAGGACAACCAGCGGGUCCCAGAGAGAGACUUAAGGACAGAGGCUUUAAAGUGUACGUACCACAGAACAGCCACGGUUAGAUGUUACAUCUCUUCCGUCAGAUUCAGCAUGUAGUUUUGUUUCGAUAAACGUGAGUCGCUUCAAAUAAUAUAAUUCUAGUGUAGAUCUGCGCUGUGGUACAUGCAAUCUGUCGAUACCUUAAUUUUAUAUGUAACCUUUCUUGUAAAAUGGAUGACAAUGGAGUUUACAUGGA